This is a messenger RNA of Didymella exigua CBS 183.55, 1044 nucleotides long. RefSeq names its product Undecaprenyl diphosphate synthase. Gene Ontology annotation, molecular function: ditrans,polycis-polyprenyl diphosphate synthase [(2E,6E)-farnesyl diphosphate specific] activity. The coding region runs from base 1 to 1044 and encodes 347 amino acids. The record is from RefSeq and is a predicted model, not a curated record. The transcript is spliced from 3 exons. NCBI's taxonomy places the organism in Eukaryota, Fungi, Ascomycota, Dothideomycetes, Pleosporales, Didymellaceae. Gene Ontology annotation, cellular component: endoplasmic reticulum membrane; dehydrodolichyl diphosphate synthase complex.
AUGGCGUCAGCAACGGGCAUCACGCCCACGCAAGAGUCGGCCUUUCGCCGGGGCACCUACCAAGGGAAACAAUUGACCCCGAAGCAGCGCGAGGAACUGAUGAAACCCUUCCUGCCAUCCGAGCCUACCUCAUCGUCCGAUCGCGAAAUCCAGAAAGCUGCAGCCAGUCGCCGGCGCAAACCAUCAUCCAAGAAGCGCACGGGGCCUAUUAAGGCGCUUGUAUACUUUCUCGUAUACCACGUUAUCGCACUACUGUUCUCGGUCUUCUUUCGCUUCCGCCGUGCGUACAGGCUUGUUAGGGGCAAGGUCGUCGAACUGCUCAAGUACCACCACCGUACGCCGGAGUUCAUUGCGCACGAUGUCAAGACACUCCAAAAGCUGCCAAAGCAUCUGAGCGUAAUCGUGGACUACCAAGAAGACGAUGAACAUCAGGGCAAUGCAGGGUUGGAAGGACUGGUCAACGAUGUAUGCGAGAUUGCAGCUUGGACUGCGUCUGCUGGAAUCCCGUUCUUAAGCGUGUAUGAGAGGACUGGUGCGCUUAAGAACUACCUGCCCCAAACCCACGCAAGCAUAUGGAACACCCUCGAAGCCUACUUUGGCCCCCGCAGAAAGCCUACCCUCUCCCUCCGCGCACCGCACCUCAGCUCCUACUCCCCGCCCAACACUCCUCCGCACACCGCAGACUCAGGCGAAGAUCCUAAGGAAGAACGCCAGCACCUUACGGUCCUGCUUCUCUCCGAACACGAUGGUCGCGACACAAUUGUUGAUUUGACAAGAACCCUGGCGGAAAUGGCGCAAAAGGGUGAUGUCAGACAAGAACAGAUCAACAUGGACCUGAUCGAUGCGCAGUUGAGUGAUCACGUCAGCAGCGAGCCGGAUCUGUUGAUCUUGUUCAGCCCGACUGUGCAGCUCAAGGGAUACCCGCCGUGGCAGUUGAGGUUGACUGAGAUGUUCCAUUUGCCUGACAACAAGGGCGUCAACUACCAGGUCUUCCUGCGAGCGCUCUACAACUUUGCAAAGGUUGAGAUGCGUCUCGGAAGGUAG